This is a messenger RNA of Erythranthe guttata (spotted monkey flower), 1505 nucleotides long. Its product is annotated as Nucleotidylyl transferase superfamily protein. Gene Ontology annotation, cellular component: cytoplasm. Gene Ontology annotation, molecular function: tryptophan-tRNA ligase activity; ATP binding. Lineage: Eukaryota; Viridiplantae; Streptophyta; Magnoliopsida; Lamiales; Phrymaceae. The record is from RefSeq and is a predicted model, not a curated record. Gene Ontology annotation, biological process: tryptophanyl-tRNA aminoacylation.
CUUACGUUUCUCAUCGUUCCCAAUAAGAGAGAGAGAGAGAAUGAAAAACCCUACGCAUAUUCCUCUCUCCCCUCACUCCCAUCCUCCCACUCUGCAACAUCAAUGGAGCAGAAUAACCAAGUAGAAGAGGAGCAAAUAGUUACUCCAUGGGAAGUAAGCGCCGAAAAGGGCGGCAAAAUUGACUACGACAAGCUAAUCGACAAAUUCGGCUGCCAGCGCCUCGACCAAUCACUCGUCGACCGCGUCGCCCGCCUCACCGGCCGCCCGCCGCACGUCUUCCUCCGCCGCGGCGUCUUCUUCGCCCACCGAGAUUUCAGUGACCUACUCGAUGCGUACGAGAGAGGCGAAAAGUUCUAUCUUUACACGGGUCGGGGCCCCUCUUCCGAGGCCUUGCAUUUGGGCCAUCUCGUCCCGUUCAUGUUCACCAAGUAUCUGCAAGAUGCAUUCAAGGUGCCGCUUGUUAUACAAUUGACAGACGAUGAGAAGUGCAUGUGGAAGAAUUUGACUGUGGAGGAAAGUCAGAGGCUCGCCCGUGAAAAUGCUAAAGAUAUAAUCGCCUGCGGAUUCGAUGUUUCGAGGACAUUUAUUUUCUCCGACUUCGAUUAUGUUGGAGGGUCCUUCUACAAGAACAUGGUCAAGAUUGCAAAGUGUGUCACAUACAAUAAGGUAGUUGGUAUCUUUGGUUUCAGUGGAGAAGAUCACAUCGGAAAAGUCAGUUUUCCGCCUGUUCAGGCAGCUCCAUCCUUUCCGAGUUCCUUUCCACACCUGUUCUCGGAGAAAGAUAACCUCCGUUGCUUGAUUCCUUGCGCAAUUGACCAGGACCCCUACUUCCGAAUGACACGAGAUGUUGCUCCCCGAAUAGGUUAUCACAAGCCGGCUUUGAUUGAAUCGUCGUUCUUUCCUGCUCUUCAGGGAGACACGGGUAAAAUGUCUGCCAGCGAUCCAAAUUCUGCUAUAUACGUGACUGAUUCUGCUAAGGACAUAAAGAACAAGGUAAACAGAUACGCAUUCUCUGGUGGGCAAGAUUCAGUAGAGAAUCACCGCAAGUAUGGAGCAAAUCUCGAGGUAGAUAUUCCGAUUAAAUAUCUCGGAUUUUUCUUGGACGAUGAUGCGGAACUCGAACAUAUAAGAACAGAAUACGGUGCAGGUCGUCUGUUGACAGGUGAAGUGAAGAAACGGCUUGUUGAUCUGUUAACUGAUCUGGUUGAAACACAUAAGCGGGCCCGAGCUGCUGUUACCGAUGAGAUGGUGGAUGCGUUCAUGGCAGUACGACCACUUCCCAAUAUGUUUAGCUGAAAUCCGAGAAUUUCAUUGAAUUUAAAUCCCCUUGAAUUUUUUCUUCUCUUUAUAUACAUGAUAUAUUUAUUAUUAUUAAGAUACUCGAUUCAUCGAAGAGUUCAAAUUUUUAUUUUUAAUUUUUUAGAACAUGAGUUAGAUCUGCUAUCCGCAGUCUGUUGUGCUAUUGAUAAUUGAAUUCAUAAAUAACACUUCAAUUCAUUAAGAAA